Messenger RNA from Anopheles funestus (African malaria mosquito), 2917 nucleotides. Its product is annotated as UDP-glucosyltransferase 2-like. Gene Ontology annotation, molecular function: UDP-glycosyltransferase activity. Lineage: Eukaryota; Metazoa; Arthropoda; Insecta; Diptera; Culicidae. The record is from RefSeq and is a predicted model, not a curated record. The transcript is spliced from 5 exons. Bases 1108 to 2718 code for a protein of 536 amino acids.
CUGAGUAUCGACGGAGCUCAUUUUAGCUGUGCAACUCAAACGGUGAACAUCGCGGAUUUUCUGCCUCCCGAAAGGCAAGCGUUAAAGCAAACGCUCUCAUAGUUCGGAAACAUUAAAACACAUAGUUUAUGUGCCUUUAAAUAGUGAUACAGAAGUGCCAAACGUUACGAACCAUUGGUAGUGGUAAUAUUAUUACAAAGUGAUACAAAACAAGUUGAUGAAAAGUGGCGUGUUUUAGAAUAAAUAUAAAACCUAUCUACACCCCGUACUGUUAAGUGCCAAGAGUGGACAAAUCUAUUGCUGCUAUCCUUGGUGUGUGUGUUUGUGUGUAGCAACAGCUGACCCGCUCUGACCGUACAAAGCGUACACGCGCCCAGAAACGCUCUUUCUUCGCAGCGGUGCAGCGCGUGUAUACGCAUCGCAACAGCAGCUGAUUGUAAUUAAUGCAGCAAAAGACGAGAUCGGUAGCGGAUUGAGCGGAAGUUUGCAUCAGUCACUAACCCUCGGGUGAUUCUUCCAUUUAGCCACAAAAGCCGGACAACGAAGUGAAAUACAACGGAGCGGACCUUAAGGCAUACUUGCGCAAUUGUGACUCAGUGACUGCGGAAGGAAGUGAUACCUUUCAAAAGGAUUAUUUGCGAACGAAACGAACAUCUAUUUAUUUGUCUGACCAUUGCGGUGGUUGUGUGGAUUAUACCAACGAGACGCAUUCGUUUGCACUUGAUUGUGCGCCUGAUUGAAUGAAAUUUGCUCCAGUGUGUUAGCUACGUGUCCAUUUGACUGAUCGCCGUGAUCACAUGUUCAGCGACACACCCCGAACGAACCGUCCAAAUUGUUAAUCAACCAGGUCAAACAGAAACGCGAAACUCAAUUGAUUCGGCAUCUUGACAGUGAACGUGAUACGGGAGUGACGGAAGGCAAAUUGGUCGAAUUGUGCCAAAAAGAAAAGAAACAAAACGAAAGAAACCAAUUGUGGGACAGUGCAAAACUGGUCUAACACAUCUUUACAGCAGAAAAUUUCUUAAAUACACUUGGCGACAGUUGGAACUUUUGGGUUUGAGUUUGGCCUAAGUGCGAAAAUAGAACACCCUGCACCAAAGCGAAGUAAUGGCCACCAAUACACUCGUGCUGCUCAUAGCCGUCAUCGCGCUGUUACGGUUGACCGAAGCGGCCAAAAUACUGGCAAUCUUCCCGGUGCCUUUGAAGCAACAUCAACUCGUCUACCGGCCGCUGAUCGAGGAGCUUGCGAACCGGGGCCAUGAGAUAGUGCUGGUAACGACGGAUCCAAUCGAUACGACGGAUCGCACCAACGGGUCGCUUGAUCGGCUCGAACAGAUCGAUCUUAGUUUCGCCUAUCAGCUGCCGGUAUUGGAACAGCUCGGUCAAGAUGGGUUAGAUGGGCGUGACAUGCUGCGCAACAUAUUCGAUGUAAUGCGUACGAUUUCGGCCGAAGAACUGCAGCAUCCCGCCAUGCAGAAGUUGAUCAACUCUGCCAACCCCCGGACAUGUGACGCUGGGAAAUGUAACCACUUUGAUGUCGUCAUGGUGGAAUGGUCCGGUGUAACGCUGAUGAAUGCCUUUGCGGAACACUUCCGGGCACCGCUGGUGGGUAUCGCCAACGGAGGUGCCUUCAUCAAUGCGCAUGAAGCACUCGGCAACCCGAACCAUCCGAUCGGAUAUCCUAGCAUCUUUAUGCCGUUUAGUGAAGAUCUGAGCCUGCUGCAACGCAUCUCUAGCGUACUGUUUACCGUUUGGUACAGAUUCUACUACUACACGGAGGAGAUUCCUGCCCAGAACUUGAUCGCACAAAAUAACUUCGGGGAGCAAAUUUCCGACCUGCGUCAAAUAGAACAGAAUGCCGAUUUACUGUUGAUCAACGCACAUCAGCAACUUGGAAAUGUACGUCCAGUUGGACCGACGACCAUACACCUCGGGGGCAUUCACCAAAGUCGCACGACUAUUGGAGCAGAGUUACCGGAAGAUCUUAACCUUUUCCUGUCCCAAUCGGUCGAACCGGUUGUGUACGUCAAUCUGGGCUCGUCGCUUGGCGGAAUUGCCGGUCGGUACCGUAUCGAGAAGAUUGCGAAGGCACUCGAGCAGCUAGAUUUGGCAAGCGUCUGGGCACUGGACGACGACAUGGAUCUGAUCAACAGUACUGGGCACAUCUAUCAAUCGCACAACGUACCUCAAGAGGCCGUCCUGGCCCAUCCUAAAGUGAGAGCGUUCCUUACGAAUGGUGGCCAGAUAAAUGUAGAGGAUGCCAUCCAACACAAAGUGCCUGUCGUUGGCAUCAGCUACUCCACCUCGUAUGACCAUUAUCUGCGCCAAAUAGUCAAGUACGAAGCGGGCAUUAUCUCACUCAUCGAUUUCGAGACACAAACGUUUGUGGAUAAGCUGCACGAUGUCCUCACAAAUGGAAGGUAUCAAGAAAAUGUUAAUAAACUUCACACACUGCUCAACGACCAGCCACAAACAUCGAUGGAGCGUGCCGUUUGGUGGAUCGAGUAUGUAGCACGGAACGGUGGAACCAAAUCGCUACACGUGCGCCAUCUAUCGUGGUUUGAGUAUCUCAUGCUGGACGUGUUGCUUGUGGUUGGUGUCUUGGCUACACUCGCGUGCUCGUUGAUUGCAUACGGCAUUAUUCGAGCAGUACGCUACUCGAAAAGUUUACCAAUGGAAAUGGUAACGCGUGGUAGUCGCAAGUGUAAGCUAAUGUAGGUUUCGUUUAGUCACUGUCGUUUAGGUAUACUUAUAGCAAAUGGUAUUUUGCUAUGCAAAAACUACAAAAAUAACAGUUUGUUACAUUUAAAGUCUCUUGCAAAAUGCAAGAGAAGACUUUGAUAGGAUUAGCUUUCGUGUCUACCGUUUGGCUCAUUUUGAUAGAGCAGCUUAAGACAACUCAUCGUAAAAAAACAAA